Messenger RNA from Notothenia coriiceps (black rockcod), 2991 nucleotides. RefSeq names its product receptor-interacting serine-threonine kinase 4 (gene ripk4). The record is from RefSeq and is a predicted model, not a curated record. Gene Ontology annotation, molecular function: ATP binding; protein binding; protein kinase activity. Gene Ontology annotation, biological process: protein phosphorylation. NCBI's taxonomy places the organism in Eukaryota, Metazoa, Chordata, Actinopteri, Perciformes, Nototheniidae. The transcript has 8 exons. The coding region runs from base 97 to 2529 and encodes 810 amino acids. Gene Ontology annotation, cellular component: cytoplasm.
GCAGCAGUUCAGUGUUCAGUGUUCACUUGCCCAGAUUGUGCCUUGGAGACGGAUAAAAGAGGAGUUUGCCCUGCUGGUGGGUCACUCGACACGGAUAUGGACGCCCAGGAUUCUCCACAUGGGAAUAUGGGGCUGUUAAGGACCUUUGACUCCUCCAUGUUUGACAGCUGGGAGAAAAUAGGCUCAGGUGGAUUUGGACAAGUAUACAAAGUCAGGCACGUACAGUGGAAAACAUGGCUGGCUAUCAAGUGCCCUCCCUGCCUUCAUAUGGAUGACAAGGACCGUUCAGAGCUACUGGAGGAGGCUAAGAAGAUGGAGGCAGCCAAGUUCCGCUACAUCCUGCCUGUGUACGGGAUCUGUGCGGACCCCCAGGGCCUGGUCAUGGAGUACAUGGAGACGGGCUCCCUGGAGACCCUGCUGGCCACCGAGCCGCUGCCCUGGGAGCUGCGCUUCCGCAUCAUCCACGAGACGGCGGUGGGGAUGAACUUCCUGCACUGCAUGAACCCCCCCCUGCUCCACCUGGACCUGAAGCCGGCCAACAUCCUGCUGGACGCUCACUAUCACGUCAAGAUAUCUGAUUUUGGCCUGGCCCGCUGGAACGGCCUGUCUCGGGCUGAUGACAUCAGCAGAGACGGCUUCUGCGGCACCAUUGCCUACCUGCCGCCUGAGAGCAUCAUUGAGAAGGACAGAGCGUCGGACACCAAGCAUGAUGUAUACAGUUUCUCCAUAGUCAUCUGGGGGAUUCUCACACAGAAGAAACCCUACCAAGGUGAGAACAAUAUCCUUCAGAUCAUGGUGAAGGUUGUGAAGGGGGUGCGUCCGGACCUGGCUGCUGUGCCGCGCUGCCGGCCCUCGGCCUGCACUGGGUUCCUGAGCCUCAUGCAGCGCUGCUGGACCACAAACCCGGACGCCAGACCCAGCUUCCAGGAAAUCACAUCUGAAGCUGAGGAUCUCUGCUCUAAACCUCAAGAGGAGACCAGGACACCAACCCCGUCAACAUCAGAGCCAGAGCCCAAGACCCCCAACGCUCUCACCAGUGACCAGGUUAAAGACAACAAGAUGGUGCGUCCAAAGUCAGCCAUGUUGCCGGAAAAAGAUUACAGCCUGUCGGAGCUGUUGAGCCAGGUGGAUUCUGGGAUCUCGAGGAGCUUUGAUCGACUAAAGGAGGAAGGUUGCCACAGCAAGGAGAACACAUGCAAGAGGCUGUCUGGCAUCUCGUCAGCUGAUUCAGCCUUCUCCUCCCAAGACUCCAUCACGCUGUCUUUUGAGAAAGAAAACACAUGUGAUUCUGCUGAGGUCCAGAGGCGUAAGCUGUGUGAGGCCAUCAGGACCAAAGACACUGCCAAGCUGAUGAAGAUCCUCCAGCCUCAGGAUGUGGAUCUUACCCUAGAGGGAGGAGGCAGUCUGCUCCACCACGCCGUCACUCUGGGCAAUGAGGAGGCCAUCAAGUUCCUCCUCCUGAACAAUGCCAAUCCCAACUUUGCAAAUGCUCGUGGCUCCACCCCCCUGCACCUGGCCACAGAGAAGCACCUGAAGUCCCUGGCAGAACUUCUGCUUGGUCGGCGCAGUACCAACAUUAAUGCCAAGGAUGAGGACCAGUACACAGCGCUGCACUGGGCUGCCCAGAUCGGGGACGAGGCCAUCACACGGCUGCUGCUGGACCGGGGGGCGGCCAUCAACGAGACCGAUGGCCAGGGACGCACGCCGGCUCAUGUGGCAUGCCAGCACGGCCAGGAGAACGUCAUCCGGGUGCUGCUGAGCAGGGGGGUUGAUGUACGGAUCAGGGGUAAGGACAACUGGACGGCACUCCACUUUGCUUCCUGGCAAGGACAUCUUGGCAUCGUCAAGCUGCUGGUCAAGCAGGCCGGCAGCGACGUGAACGGGCAGACCACAGACGGCCGCACUCCGCUGCAUCUGGCUUCCUACAGGGGCCAUUACCGGGUAGCACGGAUCCUUAUUGAACUAGGAGCGGACAUCCAUAUGACGUCCGCUGGGUUAAAUGCUCCCCUGCACGUGGCGGCAGAGACAGGUCACACCAGCACCUCCCGCCUCCUGAUCAAACACAAGGCAGAUAUUCUCGCACACAACGCCCACGGACACACUCCUCUCCACCUCGCCUCACAGCGAGGACAUCUGGCCACAGUCAAGAUGUUGAUAGAAGAGGGGGCGGACCCCGAGAGUUCCAACCAGGCCCUACGCACUCCCUGCCACCUGGCAGCCGAGAACGGACACUGUGAAGUCCUGAAAGAGCUGCUCCUCCACUGUCCAGAUGGUGGCGCUGUGCUGGACGAGCAGGGCCUCAGUCCGUUACACCUGGCAGUACAGGGGGGGUACUCAAACAUCAUCACAAUGCUGCUGCCCCAGGACAGCCAGGACCUGGUUGCUACGAGCCCAGUGCAGGCAGCAGCUGAUCCGCCCGCUCCUCUGGAGGUGAAGCUGCCUCAGAGGAAGGUCGUCAUCCUCAAACUGACGGAGCACAAAGACUGCCCACAGCCCAGCAGCUCACAGUGUGCCUCCGCCCCCUGCUAACAAGAGCAGAGGCCCUGCCUGUACAGAACUCUCUUCCAUGUCAUUUUUAUACUUUUUAAGAACGUUUUUGGGACUUUAAAGCCUUUUCAGCACUGUAGGUUAUCCUUAUGGCCAGAAAAGCUUGAAUGUAAAUAUGUACACUGUGAAUAGAAAGCAUAAAAAACAUUUUGUGUUUGGAUUUUAACUUUUUUACUUAACAAGCUAAUUUUUUUACUUUACCAGCAUCAGCAUCAGAGUUAUGAUUAGGAAAACCAUGAGCUUGAUAGAGGGUUUCACUGAACCGUACUGCAGCUGGUAUGCCUGUAAAUCUUAUUUAAGAGAUCACAAACAUCGCUCACAAGCUUUACUAGGGGUAUGCUGUAGAUCAUCAGAGCCAUUGCAUUAAUGAAAAACAUUAUUUCAGUGUUCUUAACCUGUUAUAUAUCAGUGCUGGAUCAUCCAUUAAAACAUUGGAAACCUUAA